Messenger RNA from Lepus europaeus (European hare), 1917 nucleotides. RefSeq names its product ST6 N-acetylgalactosaminide alpha-2,6-sialyltransferase 1 (gene ST6GALNAC1). NCBI's taxonomy places the organism in Eukaryota, Metazoa, Chordata, Mammalia, Lagomorpha, Leporidae. The record is from RefSeq and is a predicted model, not a curated record. The transcript has 9 exons. The coding region runs from base 1 to 1749 and encodes 582 amino acids. Gene Ontology annotation, molecular function: alpha-N-acetylgalactosaminide alpha-2,6-sialyltransferase activity.
AUGAAGUCCCGCCUACGGAGACUCGGCCGCCUGGGCCAGGUGGUCCGGUGGCCCGUGGCUUUGGGGGUGGUGGUCUUCUUCCUCUUCCACCUGUCCUCUUUUCUGAAGGAGCCCAGCACGCGGCCUUCCAGGUAUCAAUACAGACAGGACGUUAAAGAGUUACCACCAAAGGCCACGCCCCAGGCCGAGGCAGUGCUAGAGGGCGGCGCCCUGGACCCACGCCACCCGGCGGGAGACAGCGUGAGGACAGAGCCCACCAAGGCACCCCCAGAGCAGCGGCGCCACGAGCCCAGCCCAGCAGCCACAGCGCCGGCAAAAAGUGAGGAAGAAGACAGGAAUGAGGCGGACACGGCCUCUCCUCCAGGCCAGGCUGCAGCCAGGGUCUCCAACCAGACAAAGGCACCCACGACCAAGACUGCUCCGGGCACAAAGACGACCAGAGGAAGCGGGGACCCCACCCGACGGCUGACAGCCUCCAAGCUGGCAGUGGUGAAGCCCCAGGGCAGGGCAGGGACCACGGCCAAGAGACUGGCGCCACCAAGUCAGGGCAAACCCAAGACCACCGCCGCCGCCACCCCAGCAGCAGCCACAGCCAAGACGAGAAAGAGCGGAGCGACCACAGCGGCUGUGGCCCCCGCGGAGAAGAAGGUCCCGGCCACCCCAGCCCCUGCCCAGCCCCCCAGCACACGGGGAACCCCGAGACUGAAGGCCGCCAACUUCAAGUCGGAGCCCCGGUGGGAUUUUGAGGAACAAUACAGCAUGGAUGCGGCGGGGCUGAAGACGAGCUGCCCUGACUCGAUCAAGGUCAGAGCCGCCAGGUCGCCGUGGCUCCGGAGCCUCUUCCUGCCCAACCUCACCCUGUUCCUGGACUCCAGACACUUCAACCAGAGCGAGUGGGACCGCCUGGAGCACUUUGGGCCGCCCUUUGGCUUCAUGGAGCUCAACCACUCCCUGGUACAGAAGGUGGUGGCCCACUUCCCCCCAGUGCCCCAGCAGCAGCUGCUCCUGGCCAGCAACCCCCCCGGGGGCUCCCAGUGCAUCACGUGUGCCGUGGUGGGCAACGGCGGCAUCCUGAACAACUCCAAGGUGGGCCAGGAGAUCGACAGCCACGACUACGUGUUCCGACUGAGCGGAGCCGUCAUCAAAGGCUACGAGCAGGACGUGGGGACGCGGACCUCGUUCUACGGCUUCACCGCCUUCUCCGUGACCCAGUCCCUCCUCAUCUUGGGCUCUCGGGGUUUCCAGAGCGUGCCCGUGGGGAAGGACAUCCGCUACCUGCACUUCCUGGAAGGCACCCGGGACUUUGAGUGGCUGGAAGCCCUGCUGCAAAAUCAGACACUGGCGAAAAAGAACCUUUUCUGGUUCAGGCGCAGGCCCCAGGAAGCUUUCAAGGAAGCCUUGACACUGGACAAGUACCUGUUACUGCACCCGGACUUCCUCCGGUACAUGAAGAACAGGUUCCUGAGGUCCAAGACCCUGGACACGGCCCACUGGAGAAUAUACCGCCCCACGACGGGGGCCCUCCUACUGCUCACUGCCCUUCACCUCUGUGACAAGGUGAGCGCCUACGGCUUCAUCACCGAGGGCCACGAGCGCUUUUCUGACCACUACUACGACAAGACCUGGAAGAAGCUCAUCUUCUACAUAAACCACGACUUCAAGCUGGAGCGAGACGUGUGGAAGCGGCUGCACGACGAGGGCCUCAUCCGGCUGUUCCAGCGCCCCGACACUGCCAGGGCCAAGAGCUGACCGGAGCCGCGGCGGCCUCGUCCCUCCCCGCCGUGCUGCCCAUCUCCGAGGGACCACUUGCACAGAGAGGAGGCUCCCGCGGGAGGACCGGCCACCCACAGAGGUGGGGCAGCUGCCGCACGCCCCACGGAGGCUGCCGAGACCAGGGGUCUAAGCACGUGGGUGACA